AUGCAGGAGGAGACCACGCAGGAGAAGAACACGCAGGAGAAGACCAUGCAGGGGAAGACCACGCAGGAGAAGAUCACGCAGGAGAAGAACACACAGAAGAUCACGCAGCAGAAGACCAUGCAGGAGAAGACCACUCAGGAGAAGACCACGCAGGAGAAGACCACGCAGGGGAAGAUCAUGCAGGGGAAGACCACGCAGGGGAAGACCACGCAGGGGAAGACCACGCAGGGGAAGACCAUGCAGGAGGAGACCAUGCAGGAGGAGACCACGCAGGAGAAGACCAUGCAGGGGAAGACCACGCAGGGGAAGACCACGCAGGAGAAGAACACACAGAAGAUCAUGCAGCGGAAGAUCACGCAGCGGAAGAACACGCAGGGGAAGACCACGCAGGAGAAGAUCACGCAGGAGAAGAACACACAGAAGACCACGCAGCAGAAGACCACGCAGGAGACGACCACGCAGGAGAAGACCACGCAGGGGAAGAUCAUGCAGGGGAAGACCACGCAGGGGAAGACCACGCAGGAGGAGACCACGCAGGAGAAGACCACGCAGGAGACGACCACGCAGGAGAAGACCACGCAGGGGAAGAUCAUGCAGGGGAAGACCACGCAGGGGAAGACCACGCAGGAGGAGACCACGCAGGAGAAGACCACGCAGGAGACGACCACGCAGGAGAAGACCACGCAGGGGAAGAUCAUGCAGGGGAAGACCACGCAGGGGAAGACCACGCAGGAGGAGACCACGCAGGAGAAGACCACGCAGGAGACGACCACGCAGGAGAAGACCACGCAGGGGAAGACCACGCAGGAGGAGACCACGCAGGAGAAGACCACGCAGGAGAAGAUCACACAGGAGAAGAACACACAGAAGAUCAUGCAGCGGAAGAUCACGCAGCGGAAGAACACGCAGGGGAAGACCACGCAGGAGAAGACCACGCAGGGGAAGACCACGCAGGGGAAGACCACGCAGGGGAAGACCACAUCGGCCUGCGGCAACACUUGCUUCUCUGACCUGCUGAUGGCCGCUUAUGGAGGCCGGGUCAGUCGUUCCGAACUGCUCCCUUUGCUGUCUGGCUCCUCCGCGAGGUCUGCACAGCGGCUGGAACGAGCGCCGUCUGGCGGAGACUGCGUUUGGCCAGCUCGGAGCCGGCAGGCGCUGGCUAUGGGGAGCUCUGAUGGAGUGAGGCUCCUGGGAAAUUACAAGACGUGUUCACGGGGGCCGAGCUCUAGACAAGAGGCCGUCUUGUGCAAAGGCCCCGAGUCCACCGGCCCGGUAGAUCGCGCCGGCGCCCCCAGCUCAGCUCGCCCGUGCGAAAGGAGCGCGGGGCCUGGAUUCCCGGUGCGCGCCUCCUUCCGCGCCCGGCGCACCUUCCAGCGGACCCCGACUCCGGAGCGGGCGGGGGACGGGGGGGGUCAACGGGCCGAACCGGGGGACGCCCGGCCGUCGCGCCCCUCGCCCGCCCGCGCCCUCCCGGCACCGCACCCGCUCCCCGCGGUCUCCAGGCCCGCCGCGGCCCCGCCGCUCCCGAGGCUGCCGGGCUGGCCGGCCCCGGGCGAGCCGCUGCUGCCCCCGUGGCCGCUGCCCUCUGCGCCAGACCACGCCGGCGUGCACCGCCCCCUGCUCGGCGGACAGUGGCUGUUUGGUGGCCACUCUCCAUCCGUAGGACUGUCUUCCUCCUCCACUGUGGAGCUGGUGCCCAUUUUCCCACACGUCUGCCCUCCUGCCCUUCCACCUCUGGCUGGGAAAAGCUGGGUAGACAAAAGGCUGCCUAAUUACAAGAUCUUUUUCAAUAAUUCCUUUGCUCUGGACUCGACAUGGAUACACCCUGAGGAAUCCAGACUCUUCUACAGCCACGAAAAACCUCAUUUUCUGGCAAACCAAGUAGCUCUGUCUCUGCCCAGGCCAGUUCCUGCCUCCAGGCCUCUCCCGACUGUGGUGUUAGCGCCUCAGCCCAUACCAGGUUGCCAUAACAGCCUCAAGCCGAUCAGCAGCGGUCCCACCAUCACAAUCACUGCUGCUGCCGCCGCAGCCACAGCCGCCGCUAUGGUCUCAGUGGACCCCGAGGGACUCCGGGGCCCGUCCCCCUCCAGCAUGCAGCCGUGCCAUUUCCUGACGUUGGCUCCCAUCAAAAUCCCCCUCCGGACUGCGUCCUUCUCGGAUAAAAGCAAAGAGCACAGCCUUGUGUCCCGUCCUCCUGCCCUGAUGCUGCGUGCCCCAGAGAGGAAGAACCUGGAGGGUGACAGAGAGGACAAGGAGCCUCCACCUGUGCUGGUAAAACGGGAGGACACGGAAGCCAAAGGCAGUAGACCUGUGGCCUCGACGCCAGUGCCCGGAUCCCCCUGGUGUGUGGUCUGGACGGGCGAUGACCGGGUUUUCUUCUUCAACCCGACCAUGCAGCUGUCUGUCUGGGAGAAGCCGGUGGACCUGAAGAACCGUGGGGAUCUCAAGAGAAUCAUCGAAGACCCACCCCACAAGCGCAAGCUGGAGGCCUCAGCAACUGACAGCAGUGAUGGAUCUGGUUCAGAAGACGGCAGUGAGGACCCAAGUGUGAAGACCAAGAGGAAUCGGACGGAAGGCUGCGAGACCCCAGGGCCGGAGGAGGCACAGCGAAUGGACACGGGCCCCCAGACACCACCCUCGCAGAUUCUCCUGCCCCUGGAGGAACGUGUGACCCAUUUCCGAGACAUGCUCCUGGAGAGAGGGGUGUCAGCGUUUUCUACUUGGGAGAAAGAAUUACAUAAAAUUGUGUUUGACCCGCGCUACCUCCUGCUAAACUCUGAGGAGCGAAAACAGAUAUUUGAACAGUUUGUCAAGACACGAAUUAAAGAGGAGUACAAGGAACGGAAAAGCAAGCUGCUGCUAGCCAAAGAAGAAUUCAAGAAACUUCUAGAAGAAUCUAAGGUAUCACCCAGGACCACAUUUAAAGAGUUUGCCGAGAAGCACGGCCGGGAUCAGAGGUUUCGACUUGUUCAAAAGCGGAAGGAUCAGGAGCACUUUUUCAACCAGUUCAUACUGAUCCUUAAGAAACGGGACAAGGAAAACAGACUAAGGCUCCGUAAAAUGAGAUGAGUGCAGGGUGCAGCAGGACAACGGGCGGUGGAGUGUGCUCGUGAGGGGACAGGCGGCGGUGGCCAGCCCAGCUCUGCACAGCUGAGGCGGUGUGGGCACUGGGUGUUCUCGGAGAAUUACUGUUUCAUAUUGAAGCUCCCUCUUUUGUACAUUAUCCCCAGUUUGAUGCAUUUCUAAUUGCCAUGAAGCGUUGAGUCCUUAAGUGUUUUAAUUAUGCAAAUUACUUGUAAUAUACACAAAUUAUAUAACUCCACUGCAGGUUUUGAGGGAGCAGAAGUAGGAAGCAUCCACAGCCAUCUCGAGGUGUUUCCGCUGCACCGGACCGUCCAGACUUCUCUGAGACCGUCACAAGUCACCCCCUUUCUGCAGGCUUUCCGUGGUGUCCCUAGUAACGGUGUCUCUCGUUUUCUGAGUAGUAGAAAUAGGGUUUCAUUAUUCAUCAUAGUGAUAACCAAACAUUUUGACACCUGUGUGGACCAUGAUUGCCUGCAGGUGGCCAAAAGUGGCCACGGAUUCCUCCACAAGCGUGUCCAGGCCAGGAGAAGGGAGCUGUGCUGGCUGUCAGAAGUCCUUCUUUAAAAGAGUUAUUUUGUACAAAAUCAUCGUAUUACUAUUUGAGUUAUUUUUAUUGUAUGCCCAGAGUUUGCAUGAGAUUUUUCUCAUCAUCUUUGUAUAAAAAUUUUUUUUAAUCAAUAAAUAUUUUA
Messenger RNA from Nannospalax galili (Upper Galilee mountains blind mole rat), 3773 nucleotides. RefSeq names its product transcription elongation regulator 1 like (gene Tcerg1l). The transcript has 17 exons. The record is from RefSeq and is a predicted model, not a curated record. Gene Ontology annotation, molecular function: transcription coregulator activity; RNA polymerase binding. Lineage: Eukaryota; Metazoa; Chordata; Mammalia; Rodentia; Spalacidae. Gene Ontology annotation, cellular component: nucleus. Bases 1 to 3069 code for a protein of 1022 amino acids.